Messenger RNA from Babesia microti strain RI, 2457 nucleotides. RefSeq lists its product as hypothetical. The transcript is spliced from 2 exons. The record is from RefSeq and is a predicted model, not a curated record. NCBI's taxonomy places the organism in Eukaryota, Apicomplexa, Aconoidasida, Piroplasmida, Babesiidae. The coding region runs from base 1 to 2457 and encodes 818 amino acids.
AUGGCACAUAUAUGUAGUGAUGGUAAGGGGAAACAAAUCCUUCAAUUUGUCUAUCAACGGGCAUUGAAUGCAUCCGAGUUGAAUUUGGAUUUGUUUGUAAACGAUAAUCUCGAACAAGCAAUUGCAGAUCUAGCCCAUCUUUCUCCUAGUCCCUUCAAAUGGACGAGGGAACAAAGGAAUUUUGAAAGGACACUAAAAGAAUUUCCUAAAUUUGAAGAAUUCAGGAAAAAAAUCAUAUACAACAGUUUUCCUGGGAUUAUUAAGCUUGAAACUAGAACUAGGGAAUUGGUAUCACUCGGGUUAUUUGAGGAUGCACUUAAUCAGUAUUCAAUAGCCCCUAACAAACAGUGCAAAAAAAUUCCAUCUGAUCUAUUUUCAUACUUUGUUAAACACAUAAUUAAUUCAAAAACCAACAAUGAUAAUAUGUUACUACUAACUAAUCGUUUGGUGUCCCGUAUUGAAAAGAUUCCACUGCAUGUACUGCCAUUAUUAAUCACACAUUUCCAAUCGCAUAAAUGGCCAAACUGUAAAAAUAAAUUACUAGAAGAAUUUAAAAGAAAUGCAGCACAAAUGUCACCAACUGAUCUAUGCAAGGUCUUUGUUGCUAGCUCAAUAUUUUCCCAUAUUCAGUAUGAAAUCCCUUCCAUUUACAUACCUUAUCUCAAGUAUGUUAUAUAUUCACACCACCUAAAGGAUACAAAUUUGAAAUCUAAUAACAAAAUAACUUCAAAUGAUCCAUUCAUUGAUAUAUGCUUGGAAACUAUGCCUAAUGGACCCGAUUUGGGUACUGUAAAACUGCCAAUUUUGAGACAAGUAUUUUUGCACAAUAAAAGUAAAGGCAGCUUUAUUCACGGUCUAGCAAACACAAUUGUCAAAUCUAAAAUCAAACCUGCUGAAGAAUGCUUUGAACAGUAUAUUGGCCAGAUUAAAUUGGUUAUUGAGGCUGGCAGUCCAAAUAAUGUUAUCAUCGGGUUGAUAGACAUUAUGUCUGAAUAUAUUAAAAACAAUUUCAAUAAUCAAUUGAUAAUAACAGCAUCUCAAAUUCUUUGGUCAUAUUCAAAGUGUAGAAAUAUAAUAUUAGACGCCCUUGCCGAAUUAUCUUCUAGUGAAUUCAUUAUCUUGCUGGGUAAUAUUGUAAAGUGUUGUUACUAUAUUGAUCAACCCGAUGAACAAUCUACAAAAGCUAUUGUUAGUAGAUUUAACGACAUAAUUUCACAUUCUGAACUUAUUAAUGAAUUUGAUAUUGAUUAUUUGGGUGAAGAAAUUGCUAAAUCUUUGUUACUCUCCAAAUUCAACAGCACAAUUGGGAGGUGGGAUGUAAGAUGGAAUUGUAUUAUUGAAAGUAUCAUUGAUAAGCUAAAUAAUUGUGAAACGCGCAACAUAAUAUCUCAUAUUACUAAAAUAGGCCAUAUUUUGCAUAAAAAUGUCACACAACAAGUUAGCAGUGAUAUUGUCGGCAAGGUAAUUUGUGAUAAUGAUUUGUACAAUAUGUAUCGCAAGAUUUUGAAAAUUGACAUUUACGCAGAUAAAACACUCAAUGACAGUGAUAAAUUUGUCAAAUUGACUAAAAACCCUGUCGCAUGUUGGGGCAAAACCUCUUUUUUCUACAAAUACCCCGACUCUGAUUACAUCCCGCUAGCCAUUACUUGUGAAUCAAUAAUACAGUCUAUAGACAAUGGUAAAUGGAAUAUUGAAGAUAUUUCCAAGAUUGUUGGACUUGAAUAUGCAGUGGUGGAUUACCCCAGAUUGCUGUUGCUAAUAGGCCGCCGAUUGAUUAAAAUCAAUGAUAUUGAUUUAUUGGGUGAGAGAUUACUUGAGCAUCUUCCUUCAUUCGAUUUGUACCAAGCAUGUUCAAUAGCUUGGAGUUUGGCAGCAUUAGAUUACUUGCCAAUUGAACUCUUGACAUGUUUAACAUCAUCUAUCAAUAUCAAACUUGAUACUAUGCAUUUGGAGCCUUUAUCGGGGUCUAGGUUGGCUUGCUUCCUCGCCUAUACAAGUCGUAAAAAUCCAUUUAUAUUCUUCAACCAAAUAUCUCCGUUUCAGAAAGUUUUAAAAGCUGUAGGAUUUGGAAAUAAAACCACACAACACUGUUAUCAUUACAGAGAUUCGAUACUUUCUCUUGAUAACCAACAAUUGCUGUCCAAAAUUGCAUUUGAACACUCUAAUUUCUUCGACGAUCCAAUGCAUGAAUUCGCUCCCUUCUAUUAUGACGGUAUAUCACAUAAACUCAAAAUAGUGCUUUCAUACUAUCCAGAAGCACAAAGUUGGACUCAAAUUGGCUCAAAUACUUCAGCUCAAAAAUACAAGCAAGAACAGUUACGAGAUCAGGCUUCACCUGGAGGAAGGCUGAUGCAAGAGAAGUAUGCUAAGAAUGCAGGUUAUCGGGUGUUAAGGAUUGAUCGACACAGUGAUUUGGAUAGAUUAUUCCGGGAUUACAACGUCCCAAACAGGAUUUGA